Aphidius gifuensis is the source of this 1903-nucleotide messenger RNA. RefSeq names its product actin-related protein 3B (gene Arp3). NCBI's taxonomy places the organism in Eukaryota, Metazoa, Arthropoda, Insecta, Hymenoptera, Braconidae. The record is from RefSeq and is a predicted model, not a curated record. The coding region runs from base 52 to 1041 and encodes 329 amino acids. Gene Ontology annotation, biological process: Arp2/3 complex-mediated actin nucleation. Gene Ontology annotation, cellular component: Arp2/3 protein complex; actin cortical patch. Gene Ontology annotation, molecular function: actin filament binding. The transcript has 5 exons.
UAUUCAAUAAAGUAUCCAGUAAGACAUGGAAUUGUUGAAGACUGGGACUUGAUGGAACGUUUUUAUCAACAAUGUAUUUUUAAAUAUUUAAAAGCCGAGCCAGAAGAUCAUCAUUUUUUACUAACAGAACCACCAUUAAAUACACCAGAGAAUCGUGAAUAUUUGGCUGAAAUAAUGUUUGAAUCAUUUAAUGUACCAGGUCUAUAUAUUGCUGUUCAAGCUGUACUGGCACUUGCUGCAUCUUGGACAGCAAAACUUAUUGAUGAAAGAGCAUUGACUGGUAUUGUUGUUGAUAGUGGUGAUGGUGUUACUCAUGUUAUACCAGUUGCUGAAGGAUACGUGAUAGGAAGUUGUAUAAAACACAUUCCAAUUGCUGGACGUGAUAUCACAUAUUUUAUACAAAGUCUUUUACGAGAACGUGAAGUUGGUAUACCACCAGAACAAUCAUUGGAAACAGCCAAAGCAAUUAAAGAAAAACAUUGCUAUAUUUGUCCAGAUAUUGCCAAAGAAUUUGCUAAAUAUGAUAGUGAUCCAACUAAAAUUAAAAAGUAUACUGGUAUGAACAGUAUAACACAACAAGAAUUUAAUGUUGAUGUUGGAUAUGAAAGAUUUUUAGGACCAGAAAUAUUCUUUCAUCCAGAGUUUGCGAAUCCAGAUUUUACAACACCACUUGGUGAAAUUGUUGAUGAUGUCAUACAAAAUUGUCCAAUUGAUGUUAGAAGAUCACUUUAUAAAAAUAUUGUGCUAUCUGGUGGCUCAACAAUGUUCAAAGAUUUUGGAAGAAGAUUACAGAGAGAUGUCAAAAAAACUGUUGAUGCAAGAUUGGAACUUAGCAAGAAGCUCAGUGGUGGACAUAUAACUCCAACAGCAAUUGAUGUUCGUGUUAUAUCACAUCAUAAACAACGUUGUGCUGUAUGGUUUGGUGGUGCAUUAUUGGCAAGUGGUCCUGAAUUUUAUAAUGUUUGUCAUACUAAAAAAGAUUAUCAAGAAUAUGGACCUGGUAUUUGUCGCUACAAUCAAGCAUUUGGCAGUAUUGUGUAGACAUUAAAAAUUAUAAACAAAAAUGAAUUUAAAAAAAAAGCAAGAUGUUGACUUAAAAACUCACUUGCAUUUCCAAUUUUUUUUUCUUUUUAUAUUUAAUAUAUAUAUAUUGCAUUUUUAUGACACUGUCUUGAUAAAAAAUUAUAUUAUCAAAUAACAAGAUAAAUUUAAUUAUGAAAAAUAAAAAUAAUAACCGUGCAAUCUAUGAAAAAAAUAAAAUCAACAGAUAAUUGAAUUAAAUUUAAUUAACUGAGUUUGAAAAUUUACAUACAACGCACAUUGUUAAAGCAAAAAUUAUAUUGAUAGGUUUUGAAAUAAAAAAUAAUCAUCAUAAAAUGUCAAUCGAUUAAUCUUAAUUAAUACAGAAUUAAUUGUAAAUACCUGUAUGUUAUAAAAAGAGAUUUUAUCAUCUUCUCUGUUUAAUGCAUUUAAAAUGAUAAUAAUAAAAUUUAAAAAUAUUAUUAAUUGUUUUUUUUUUUUUCAAUCAAUUUAUUAACUUGUCAAUAAAAUUUUUUUCAUAAAUUAUUAUUUGUUUUAUUUUAUUAGCUGUUGUUUAAUUAUUAUAAUUAAUUCGAAAUUUUUAAAUAGAAAUAAUUAUUUCUAUUGAAUUAUUUCGAAAUAUAAAAAUAUUUCGAAUAUUAUAAACAGUUAUAAUUAUUGUUUAUUAUUAUUAAUCAUUAAUUUUUAUUUAUUUAAAAAAUUAAUUAAACUUUAAAAUAAUUAAUUUUAAAUACUUGUAUUUCAUUUUUCCAAUGGAAUAUUUUCAUUUUUUUUUGUGAUUUCGUCAAGUUCCUUUAUCUCAAGUGUAUUAAAUUCUUAAAUUGAUAAUAAAAUUAGCUCAAAUAAAAAUAAUUGUACUGUA